Teleopsis dalmanni is the source of this 712-nucleotide messenger RNA. RefSeq lists its product as uncharacterized. The transcript has 6 exons. NCBI's taxonomy places the organism in Eukaryota, Metazoa, Arthropoda, Insecta, Diptera, Diopsidae. The record is from RefSeq and is a predicted model, not a curated record. Bases 1 to 666 code for a protein of 221 amino acids.
AUGGCACUUGGACUUGGAUUUUAUGGAAUUGCUGGUUAUAUGAUGGCAUUGGAAAUGAGUGAUUUGCAAUAUGCGAAAGAAAUUUAUUCAUGCGAAAAGACUUUUGAACGCAUAUUCUUAGGAGCUUUAUUUGGCCCAAAUGCUCCACAUUUUAUAGCAGGCUGGCGUAGUGACUUUCGUGAUCAGGAUGAAAAUAUACGCGCUAUGGUAUAUUUUCUACAUCAUGCCACAAACCUUUGUAUGAAACUGCCAGUAUGGAUAGCGAGAUUCGAACAGGAACGUAUGAUUAGUUUCAUUGAUAUUCCCAUAGAGUCCUGUGGUAAAUCAUCACCUUUACGCGUUGCCUUACAGGCCAGUGCGCCUGAUUUGCUGUUAAUAUUAUUAAGAUAUGGCGCCAAUCCUAACCCACCGGAUGGCGGAGCAUCCGUAGUUGUGUCAUUACUUGACAAACUGACAGAAAAUGGUCGCAAUUACGUAUUUCAGAAUGUGUCCUGCUUGCAAAUUUUAUUACGAAAUAUACCUAUGAUUGAGAUGCCUUACAAGCCAAUGGUCUACAAAGUCAGAAGAGAAAUGUUUUUUGAAAAAUAUGGCCGCCUUUUGAUGGACAAUCUUAUUCCAAAGGAGCAAGUAUAUGGUGUAAUGUCAUUGAGGCAUUUAUGUCGGUAAGUGUACAUUUAAAUAAAAUAGUAGUAUGCAUAAAAAAUGCCUAAUA